This is a messenger RNA of Drosophila erecta, 1235 nucleotides long. RefSeq names its product leucine-rich repeat-containing protein 20 (gene Sclp). Lineage: Eukaryota; Metazoa; Arthropoda; Insecta; Diptera; Drosophilidae. The transcript has 4 exons. Gene Ontology annotation, molecular function: protein binding. Bases 182 to 922 code for a protein of 246 amino acids. The record is from RefSeq and is a predicted model, not a curated record.
UCAAUGCGGAAGAUUGUCACGUUCAGUUGGUUGCGAAGUAGCUCGCGUUUAAACAGUCCAAAUAGUAGGAGAGCUAUAAGUUCAACCAAUCACACUUGCAACAGUGAUUGCAAUACAAACACACACAUAUUUUUUUCGAGUGAUUACCCAGUGACCCACCGCAGACUAGUUAAAACCAAAGAUGCGGCCUUUCGGCAACGAUAUAACAAACAUCCCGAACGGCGGCAACAAUGGUGGUAAUAAUGGUAGCAACAAUGGCAACAACGAGCCCAACGACGGCAACGACAACCGGAGCACCAACCUCUCCAGCGAGGAUCCCAGCGAGGAGUCCACAGAUCCGAGUAUUCCGCCGCAUAUAGCGAGGAUCGGCGGAAUCGUCACCUGCCCCCCGAUCGCCGGACAAGGAGUCAUCCGGGUGGUCCAGCGGUGCGAGGACGCCAAGGAGAACCACAAGCUGGAUCUCUCGAGCUGUGAACUGAUGCAAAUACCAGAUGCAGUGUAUCAUCUUAUGCGAAACACCGAGUUGGUCACCUGCAAUCUCAGUGGCAAUGUGCUCAAAAGCGUAUCGCCCAAGUUUUCGCAAAAGUUCAGCACCAUCACAGAUCUUAAUCUGUCACACAACAAACUGUCGAGGCUGCCAGAAGAAUUCGCCAGCUUGUCUGCACUGACCAAGCUGAAUAUCUCAAACAACUCGUUCAUCGUUUUGCCACAAGUAGUCUUUAAGCUUCAGAGUCUUGCCAGUCUGGAUGCCCAGAACAAUGCCAUAUUGGAAAUUGAUACCGAUGAGGCAAUUACCAGUGACAAUUUGGCCCUUGUUGAUCUUCGCAAUAAUCCGCUGAGCAGAAACUGCCGACGAAAGCUGCAGAACUUCAAGACCCCCUUCCUCCUUGAGAUCUCCAAGGAUGUCGAUGACGACUGGUAAACCGGGUGGAUGUCCUGUCCACUCAUUUUCCAACACAUCACAAACAAAUCUCUCGUUAUCUCGAAAGAGAGCGCCCUAAACGGCCCUCCUUCAACUUAUUUAUUCUGCUUAUAAAUUUAUAUAUAUAUAUUUAUCAAAAACCACACACUUUUUAUGAAAUUCGGAGGCAAAACACUCGGGGGAAUAACAGUGUUGUGUCAUCAUAAUGUCUAUUACAAGUGUAAUAGACAAUGUUUGUAAAGAUGUUUUAAUAGAAUAAAAUAGAUAUUAUAGAUCACAGUUAAAUUCCCAAAGAAAGGAAUUGUGAGAUGGA